AUCCCCACGACUCUCCAACUCAGGGGCUCCGAGCUUUUGCACGCGAGUGGAGCUGGCCGUAGGCAGACAACCUCUGUUCGCAUCCCUGCGAUGGGAAGCACGGCCAUGGACGCCAAGAAGAAGGAUGCCUCGUCUGCUAAGAAGAAGGACGCUGGCCAGAAGCGACGCAUGUUGCGCGUUCACAUCCCCGAUCUCAGUUCCUUUGCCAUGCCUUUCCUGGAUGGGGAUAUGGAUGGAUCUGAGAAACAUGCUUCGCGAAAGACGGACGACAGCUACAAUUCAGGGAGCCCCUCGAAAGGAAUCUUCUCAAAGGGGUUCCAGAACCGACCUUCCAGUCCAUCUUCUGCUCCCGUCAAGUCUAAACAUAGUCCAGGCUCACCCAAAACAGUGUUCCCCUUCCCGUACCAGGAAUCACCUCCUCGCUCCCCUCGACGCAUGAGCUUUAGUGGCAUUUUCAGGUCGUCUUCAAAAGACUCUUCCUCCUCUGGCUCUAACCCUUCCACCUCCCCCGGAGGAAUCAAGUUCUUCUCCAGAUCAAGAAAAACUUCUGGGCUUUCCUCUUCACCAUCAACUCCCACCCAGGGAGCCAAGCAGCCGGCAUUUCCGCUUGAAUGCUACAGACAGGAACCAGAGAGGCCGGAGACGCGGAUUCACCCACCCUCUUCUCCUCCAGAUACUGGCCAAAUGUUUAGCCUGCCUCCAGGGCAGGGUACUGCCAAGCCGCCCUCUCCAACACCUGUCUGUUGUGUUACCUCAAAAGGACUUGCGGCUGCAGCUCCACAGACUGCAGGGCCGCUUCAGUCCCCGGCCGCUUCCGAAGGGAUGCUGGAGAAACUGGAGCUCGAGGAUGAAGCUGUUGGUGAAUCAGAAAGUGAUAUCUACAUGCGAUUCAUGAAGUCACAUAAGUGUUAUGAUAUUGUUCCAACAAGUUCAAAGCUUGUGGUUUUUGACACUACACUACAGGUAAAGAAAGCUUUCUUUGCUUUAGUGGCAAAUGGUGUUCGAGCAGCUCCACUGUGGGAGAGUAAAAAACAAAGCUUUGUAGGAAUGUUAACUAUUACAGAUUUCAUUAAUAUACUGCAUAGAUACUACAAGUCUCCAAUGGUACAAAUCUAUGAACUAGAGGAGCACAAAAUUGAAACAUGGAGAGAGCUUUAUUUGCAAGAAACCUUUAAACCCUUAGUGAAUAUUUCACCAGAUGCAAGCCUUUUUGAUGCUGUAUAUUCACUGAUCAAAAACAAAAUCCACAGAUUACCAGUUAUUGAUCCUGUGAGUGGAAAUGCACUUUAUAUACUUACCCAUAAAAGAAUACUCAAGUUCCUCCAGCUUUUUGUGUCAGAAAUGCCAAAGCCUGCCUUCAUGAAGAAAAAUCUGGAUGAACUUGGAAUAGGAACUUACCAUAAUAUUGCCUUUAUACAUCCAGACACUCCUAUCAUUAAAGCCUUGAAUAUAUUUGUAGAUAGAAGGAUAUCAGCACUACCUGUUGUGGAUGAGUCAGGAAAAGUUGUAGAUAUUUAUUCCAAAUUUGAUGUUAUAAAUCUUGCUGCUGAAAAAACUUAUAAUAACUUAGAUAUCACAGUGACACAAGCUCUCCAACAUCGCUCUCAGUAUUUUGAAGGUGUUGUGAAAUGUAAUAAGCUGGAAACGCUGGAAACAAUUGUGGAUCGGAUAGUUAAAGCUGAGGUUCAUCGGUUGGUGGUUGUGAAUGAAACUGAUACUAUUGUUGGUAUCAUCUCCCUCUCUGACAUCCUCCAAGCAUUAGUGCUUACGCCAACAGGCGCCCGGCAAAAGGAGAGUGGAACUGAAUGACUGCUUUGAACAGAACUACCUUGGAAAGAAGAAUUCAAAUAAAGUGGCUGGGUCAUCUUUGCCUCAAGAACAUUGAUGGCAGUAGAGAAGAGUCAAGUGAUGAUGAGAAUGUGUGUGUAUUAGGCUAAGUGAUGGAUAGUCUAUUAUUUCCCAGUGACUGUCGCAAAACAAGCAGCAUGACAAAAAGCUUCUGUAUUCAAUGCAGGCUUGCAUUUCAACAUGUUUGCCAAAAGAUUUCACCUGAUAUCCAUCUCAAAUGCACUGGAAAAGAAUAGCAUUUAAUGUUAUGUUUUAAUCUGAUGCAAGUCACUGGUCAGCAACAGAGAUCUCCGACAUAAGGCAAGUGUAUGGCAUAUUCAUAUCAGAGUGCCUUAUGUCAAAAAGCCAACAAUAUGUCAUCACUGUUGCCCAUAGUAAAAGAACGUGUGAAACAAGACACUAUUUGAACAUUCAAGUCGCUAAGCCUAAAACCAAAUCAAUUUCAGUUAUCGUUAGAUUUGUUCUAAAAGCUGUAAUUUAAAUACCAGUAGAUUAUUUUAAACUUUAAUUACAACUGUGUGUUUCUAAAUGUUACAUUCUGAACAGAGAUCGUAAAACAAAACUGAUUAAAAGCAGCUUUAUUUAUUUUUAUUUCUGCAAUUUUUACACAUCUUUGGUGGAUAGUUAAAACUUCACCAUAUUCAUUAAUAAAGCAUUGAUUCAUAUAUAAGAAGCAA
Molecule: messenger RNA, 2525 nt
Organism: Protobothrops mucrosquamatus (brown spotted pit viper)
Lineage: Eukaryota; Metazoa; Chordata; Lepidosauria; Squamata; Viperidae
Gene: PRKAG2
Product: protein kinase AMP-activated non-catalytic subunit gamma 2
Exons: 17
Coding region: 91-1809 (572 amino acids)
Source: RefSeq, a predicted model, not a curated record